UUUUGAAAUAUUUUAUCUCUCUAGUACAGCGGAGAUGACGUCGAAGGUCUCACGGCGUCCUUAGAAGCCACGGGCGUCGAAUCCGUUGAUAUGUUGUUGACAUUAGUUGCUUAGUUGGCUAGCUAGCUGCUAACGAUCCAGCUAAUUACGUUGGUGUGUCUUUAUCCUGCAUUCUGGAAAAUGCUAUGAUGCCACAUGAACGUUAAUUCCUCGACCUACCCUCACUGAGAGAGGAUUCUAAAUCGUCAAGCGGACACCAUGAGUGCAGCUGCUCUCCAGAUUGGAGACCAGCUAAUCCUGGAAGAGGACUAUGAUGAGAACUAUAUCCCUUCUGAGCAAGAGAUCCUGGAGUACGCCCGGGAGAUCGGGAUAGAUCCGGAACGAGAGCCAGAACUCAUGUGGCUGGCACGUGAGGGCAUCGUUGCCCCCCUGCCAGCUGAAUGGAAACCCUGUCAGGACGUGACGGGGGACGUUUACUACUUCAACUUCUCUUCGGGCCAGUCCACCUGGGACCACCCGUGCGACGAGCAGUACCGCCGCCUGGUGGUCCAGGAGCGAGAGCGCGCCCAGGCCCACGGCGGCCCCGCCAAGAAAGAGAAGAAGAAGAAGAAGGAGAAGAAGGAAAAGAAAGUGAAGAAGGGGAAGGAGGUCAUCAAAGCCCCCGCACCCUUGAGCUCGGCACUGGGGCCCCUGACGGCCCCCCUGGGCUCCCUGGCCCCACUCCGGGGCCUGUCGAGCGCCCCCAUCCCCUCUCUCAGGGGCUCCGCGGGCAGCUCGGGGGGGCUGGAGCCCCUGAAGACGCCGCUGGGGGUGAGUGACAUCUCUGCCCGAGCUGACGCAAGGCCAAAACCAGCCGCUGCCUCCCUCUCCACUUUGAGCUCUAGCUUACUGGGCGGGAGGCAGGAGGAGAGAGUGUCUCUCUCUUUGCCCGGGUUCGAGGAUGAUGAGGAGAAAGUCUCAGAGAACGAGUUUUCUCGUGGGACAGGUCGUCUGCUGCAGAACCUGCAUCUGGACCUGGAUGCACUGGGAGGGGGUCUUCAGUAUGAGGACAGUGAGGCCAGCGUUUCAGGCCCCGCGGAAGAGAAGACAGACCCAGAGCUCCAGGACCUGGCCCUGUCCCCUGAACACAGCCCAGACCCCCACUCCCAGGACUCUGUGAAUGGGCGGCACCUCCACUCCUCUCCACUGGGGGGCAGCAGAGGUGGCAGCAGUGCCGCAGCCUGCCCCCCCACGCCCAGGCAGCAGCCUCCCAGCCUGAGCGAGAGAGAGGGGGACGAGGAGGAAGGCAAAGACGACGAAGAAGGAACCGCCGCUCUGGAGGAGGUGCUGGACGAGGCGGGCACAGGGAGCAGGAGGGAGGAGGAGGAGAGAGGAGCACAGAGUGAAAGAGAGGGGAAGAGCGUAAAGGCAGGGGGAGGAAAGGAGAGCGGUAGAGCCGUGGAGAGAAGCACGGAAAUGGCGGACGAGCAGGAGGCUGAAGAGAGUGAGGAGGAGGUGGAGGAGGAGGCCAAUGAGGAGCCGCACAGGCGCACGCUGACUGACGAGGAGGGGGGCGAAGAGAGCGAGGAGGUCGUGGAGGAGUGUGUAAAGAGCGAGGGAGAGGAGGGGAGGGGUGAAGGGGAGGACGUGAGUGAGGAUGUGGAGAGGAGUUUGAGGAGCAAGGAGGCGCUGGAGCAGAGCGUUCGGAGCAACCAGGAGGGCGAGGCGGGGGGAGCGUCUGAGAGCAGAGAGGGAGAGCAGGGCGGAGCUGGGGACAGCGAGGAGGAGGAGGAGGACAGGUUGGAAAAGAAAGAGGGGAGCGAGCAGGAGGAAGAGCAGGAAGAGGGUGACUGGUCUGAGAGCAGCGAGGGGCCCAUGGCGAAGGAACGGGCCCCCACCCCGGACCCCCGCCCUGCCGAGGGCUCGGAGGCCAGCGAGCACAUCGAGGCGGCCUCGUCCUCCACCGACGACCCCAAGGCCGGGUUCCGCUCCAAGCUGCUGGAGAACGUUCUGAACCUGGAGGACCUCUCUCCUGCAGAACCGGAACCCCCGCUGAACAAGGCCUCUGACAAAGCACAGAGAGAAGCGAAGGAGAAAGAGGAGGAGGAGGAGAGGCGGAAGAGGGCGGAGGCGGCAGAGAGGCGCCUACAGAGGGUAGUCAGGGAGGAACCAGCCAAUAGGAAGCUCUCCCAGAGCGACGAAUCCCAGGCCAGCUCAUGCUCGGAGUCCCGCCCACAGGCGGAGCCCCCAGAGGCUGAGCGGAUGCUGAGCUCCAGAGAGGAGGCCCCAGGUGUGGACGGGCGUGGUCGGGCGGGGGCGGUGCUGGAGCGGAGACAGCUGAGGGAGGAGACGGAGAGGGAGGUGGUGGAGGAGAGAGGCAGAGCCCUGCGGGACAGGGGGGAGAGGCUACAGCGCCUCCGGGAGGAGCUCAGCAAGGAGGAGAGAGAGCAGGAGCAGAGGCUGAAGGAGGAGAACGAGGAGAGACUCAGGACUCUGAGACGGCGCCUCCAGACUGAGAGGCAGGAGGAGGAGUCCAGGCUGAGGCAGGAGGCGGAGCUCCGACUGCAGGAGCUGCAGGAGUCUGAACUGAGAGAGAGAGAGAAGCAGGAACGCAAACUCAGGGAGGAGGGGGCAGCCAGGCUACGGGUGCUGCAGGAGGCUCUGGAGGCGGAGUGGAAGGAGGAGAAGGAGAAGCUGGAGGAGAGGAGGAAGCAGGAAGUGGAACGUUUGCGGCAGGAUGCGGAAAAAGACCUGCGAGCGGAGAAAGUACAACUGCAGAAGGAGCGAGAGGAACAGCUGGGCUCCGUCAGAGCAGAGCGGAGGAGCAGCCAGAGCCGGUUGGAAGUGAGGAGCCCACGGCAGGAGCAGCACGUGGCUGAGUACCAGAGAGAGCUGGGUGACAUGUUGCAGGAAGUGAGAGAGGAGGUACAGAGGGAGCACAACAGGAAGUUGGAGCAACUGAGGGAGGAGCAUCGCAGCGAGCUGGAGUCCAUUCGGGAGAAACACCUGGAGGAGGAGAGGCUGCAGAGGGAGCGGUUGCUGGGGGAGCUGCAGGAGGAGAGAUCGCGGCUCAGGACCUCCCACAGCUCCCAGCUGGAGGAGCUGCGCUCACAGCUCGACUCCCGCCUGCAGGAGACCCACCGCACACACACGCAAAAGGAAAAUGAGCUGCAGGAGUCUGAGCAGCAGCUGGAGCUCAGGGCCAAAGAGCUGAAGACCCAGAAUGCAAGGCUGCAGGCUCAGGCGGAAGAUGUGAGGAAGAGGAGGGAGCAGCUCAGGGGUGAAGAGGGAGAGGUGGAGAGAGGAUUGAAGUCUCUGCCUCGCGUCCUGGAGGAGAGAGACGCGCUGCGGGAGGAGGUGGAGCGGGCGAGGGAGGAGGGCCGAAGGCUGAAGGAGCGGAACGGCCAUCUGGAGAACAAAGUGGAGCUUCUGCAGGCGCGCUGUGAGCAGCUGAGUCACAGAGUCAGUGACAUUGAGCUGGUCGAGAGGCAGCGGCAGGCCUCCCCCAGACAGCAGGGAGAUGAGGGGAGAGGGAGAGAGAGAGAGGGGAAGAGGAAGGAGAAAGAGGCACCCACAGCACCCCCUGCUGGUCAGGAAGAGGCCCUGCAGCUGGAGGACCUGGAGCCCCCCCAGGCCGCCUCCACGCCACCCCUGUCCCGGGACAGCGAGAACAGCUUGGACGACGUGCGGCAGUACCUCUCCUCAGAGGGCGUGUCCCUGCAGAAGGCCCGUCGCUUCCUGGAGAGGCAGAGCGGCAGUCUGUCUGAGAGACAGGCAGCGCUGCGGGCAGCCCGCACCAGCUGGGCUCAGGACCCCAGCAGGGACACAAUCACUCAGGACCUGUUCAGGAACCUCCAGCAGGAGGCCAGUCACCUGGAGCAGCUGAGGGCCACAGUGCAGAGGGGCCAGACUCUCCUGCGCAGGAAAGAGGAGAGACUCAACCAGCUGGAGACCUCCCUGCAGGAGGAGCUGUCUGAUGAUGAGGGCAUUAGAGAGACGGCUGGCAGGAGAGUGACCUUCGAGGGCAGCGAAUCAGAGCUGAGCAGCAUCGAUGCCCUGGACGGCGCUGGUCCCCUCCCCACGGUCCCGGCCAAAGUGCAGCAGCUGGCCGACUCCCUGCAGCACAUCUCGGGCCAGCUCAACAGCGUGCUGGGGGCCCUGGGCACCCUGGCCCACAGGCAGGGGCCUGCCCUGCCUCCCUACGGCCCCCUCUCCUUCCCCCUGUCCCGCCCCCCCGCCCCUGGCCCCGUCCCCUCCUCCGCAUGGGCCCCUCCCAGCAGCGGCUCCCUGUCGCGGGGGCUGGGGGACGCGCUGGGCGGCCGGUGGGCGAGGCUCUUUCCCGCAGGAGCUGUGGACACAAAUGGAUUUCCCUCCACAGGCAGUCACUCGGCAUACUCUGCAUACACUCCAGCCAGUCUGUGCUCCAAGCAGCCCGUUUCCGUGGAGGUGGACGGCCAGCGCCUGCAGGCCCGUAUCGAGGAGACCAAGCGGUGGCUGGAGAGCCGCAGGAAGGAGUCCAGCGUACCCCUCCUCUCCCGCUACCGGAACCCCCCUUCCCUGAGUGGACUGGUCCAACUCAGCCUGGAUGAGAAUAACCAGAUAAAGGUGUACCAUUACUGAAAACGGGGGAAGGCGCAAAGAAGAGUAGACUUGUGUCUGUUUGUGUGUUGCAUGUGAAGAGGGAACUUCCUCAUGUCGGCACGGAUGCUGGUGUUCCCCCCAGGGCUGCCGGUUUCUCGGGUGUGGCUCUGCGUUCGUGCAGGUGCCCAGCCCUCUGUUCACUGGGGGCGGGCAUCGCCAGUGCCAUUCCCGGGUAGGCGCUGGUGCUGGUGGUCCGUCCUCCUGUGAGUUAGCAAUCAUGCCCCUCUGACAUGCACUGUUCAGGGACCUGUGACUUCACUUCCUCAUUCGGCUAGGAUCCAAUCACCUGUCAGCAUCCCGGACAGUGACCUUGUGUGACUUCGGGUGCUGAUUCAAGACCACUGGCAAAAAUUAAUGUUGUAACUUCAAAAUGUUACAACAGUUUCCCUAAGAGAUAAACCGAUACCACCGAGGAAGAAAACAAAUUGUACUGCUUUUAUUUCUUUCUCAAUGUUUCAUGUUAAUUCAGCAUUAUCAAAAACAUUCUUUAACAUUAUGAUUUACUUGCUUUCUUGUUACCCAAAAUAGUAAGUCACGGAAUUGUAUACGUUCGCUGAUUUGAAAGCUUUCAGUAAAAUACGCAAAUCCCUGGUAAAAUGUUGGUUGCGCAUAAAUAUUGCUGCUAUUUUGGCCCAGGUCUCUUGAAAUAUGUGUCAGUGGGCCUGCCUAGUCAAAUAUUUCUUGAAUAACAUGAGGGGGAAAGUCACAGCUGGUUAAAAGUACUUCCAGACGCUCAGUGUCAAUGUUGGUAACGCGAGUAAGCCACCGUUUCUGUGUGUCCUGUGUAGAUACAUUGAGCUAUUUGUGAGUUUUUACUGUAUUUUUCUAAGACAGUUUUCAUCAAAUGUACAGUGUUGUAUAUUAAUAAAACUAGAUUUGUUCAAUCAAAAA
Anguilla anguilla (European eel) is the source of this 5511-nucleotide messenger RNA. Its product is annotated as centrosomal protein of 164 kDa-like. Gene Ontology annotation, molecular function: protein binding. The record is from RefSeq and is a predicted model, not a curated record. The coding region runs from base 259 to 4599 and encodes 1446 amino acids. NCBI's taxonomy places the organism in Eukaryota, Metazoa, Chordata, Actinopteri, Anguilliformes, Anguillidae. The transcript has 29 exons.